AACCCUCACAAUGUUGUUCCGCAAUCUGAUACCCGCAGCCAUUGCGCUGCUGCCCGCCCUUGUCUCGGCAUCUGCCGUCAUCGACCUCGAGCCGUCCAACUUUGACGCCGUGGUGCUCAAGUCUGGCAAGCCGGCGCUCGUCGAGUUCUUCGCCCCCUGGUGCGGCCACUGCAAGAACCUCGCUCCCGUCUACGAGGAGCUUGCCACCGUGUUCCAGCACGCCGGCGACAAGGUCAGCGUUGCAAAGGUCGAUGCUGACAACCACAAGUCGCUGGGCAAGCGCUUCGACGUGUCGGGCUUCCCCACGCUCAAGUGGUUCGAUGGAAAGAGCGACAAGCCCACCGACUACACGGGCGGACGCGACCUGGAGAGCUUGAGCAAGUUCAUUACCGAGAAGACGUCCAUCAAGCCCAAGGUCAAGGGCAAGCUUCCUAGCCAGAUUGUGUUCCUGGACGACAAGAGCUUCAAGGAGAAGGUUGGAAAGGACCAGCACGUGCUUGUUGCCUUUACUGCUCCAUGGUGCGGACACUGCAAGACGCUCGCCCCCAUCUGGGAGACGCUCGCCAACGACUUCAUCAACGAGCCUAAUGUCCUCAUCGCAAAGGUUGACGCCGAAGCCGAGAACGCAAAGGCCCUCGCUCAGGAACAGGGCAUCUCGUCGUACCCCACGAUCAAAUACUUCCCCAAGGGCUCCACCGAGCCUCUCCCAUACACUGGCGCCCGCGACGAGAAGGCCUUUAUUGAGUUCCUCAACACAAACACGGGCACACACCGCGCUGUUGGUGGUGGUCUCGAUGCUACCGGUGGCACCAUUGAGGCAUUCAAUAGCAUCAUUGAGAAGUUCCAGGGCUCGUGGGCCGGUGGUGUCAAGGAGGCCAAGACCGUUGCGGCGACGCUGGAGGACAAGUACGCCAAGUACUACGUCAAGGUCUUUGAGAAGAUUGCUGCCAACACGGACUACGCCGAGAAGGAGCUCAAGCGUCUGCAAGGACUCAUCGCCAAGGGCAACCUCGCCCCGGAGAAGAUGGAUGACCUGAUGAGCAGGAGCAACAUUCUCAAGAAGUUCACGGGUGAAACUGAGGAGAAGUCGGAGUUGUAGACGACUUGGACGUCUGCGGAUGGAUCGCAAUGAUGAUAUGAAUACCGCUGGUACAUAUGAAUACCACUGGUACUGAUGCAGAUGCGUCAUGACAAAUAGGAUGAGCAGGACGAGGAUGCAUGUGGCGCAAGAGCGCCAUGAAGAAAUGCUAGAGCGAGCGACAUGGGUCAUUCAGUGAAACGAACCCAAGCAAUACCCAAUUUGAAAAUGCUGUAAAUCUAUACCAUUG
Exserohilum turcica Et28A is the source of this 1328-nucleotide messenger RNA. RefSeq lists its product as uncharacterized. The transcript has 2 exons. Gene Ontology annotation, cellular component: endoplasmic reticulum. NCBI's taxonomy places the organism in Eukaryota, Fungi, Ascomycota, Dothideomycetes, Pleosporales, Pleosporaceae. The coding region runs from base 11 to 1099 and encodes 362 amino acids. The record is from RefSeq and is a predicted model, not a curated record. Gene Ontology annotation, molecular function: protein disulfide isomerase activity. Gene Ontology annotation, biological process: protein folding.